Panonychus citri (citrus red mite) is the source of this 1838-nucleotide messenger RNA. RefSeq names its product COP9 signalosome complex subunit 1-like. The transcript is spliced from 2 exons. The coding region runs from base 75 to 1529 and encodes 484 amino acids. Gene Ontology annotation, cellular component: COP9 signalosome. The record is from RefSeq and is a predicted model, not a curated record. NCBI's taxonomy places the organism in Eukaryota, Metazoa, Arthropoda, Arachnida, Trombidiformes, Tetranychidae.
CUUUAUUUUCUUCAAUGUUUUUUUCUCUGUUUUUAUUUGAAUUGGUUUUGAGAAUUUAAUUGAAAUUAAUUAAGAUGACAUCUAAUAACGUUGAACCCAUGCAAUUGGAUUUACCAAUGGAUGAUGGAAGUUCUGCUGAAGGUGGUGACAUUGGUUCGACUUGGAAUGAUACAGCUUAUUCUUCCAAUUAUCUGGUCGACAAUCCAACCCUUGACUUGGAAAGUUAUGCUUCUUGUUACACCGAUUUGGCUAAAAUUCAACGUCUCGUAUUUAUUGCCGAUCAUUGUGUCUCCCUUCGAGUUGAUUCUCUUAAAAUGGCUCUCAAUUAUAUUAAAGAGAAAACCUUUAAUACAACCUUAUACACUCAAAUCUAUUGUCGCCUUAUUGAAGCUCUUAAACAACAAGGCUCAAAUCCUGAGAACAUUAUUGGUCCAAUUGAUUCUGGUUGGAUUGAAUCAAGAAGUAAAAAAGGUGCCAGUAAUUUAGAAAAGCUUGACACUGAUCUUAAAAACUAUAAAGCCAAUUCUAUAAAGGAAAGUGUUCGUCGUGGUCAUGACGAUCUCGGUGAUCAUUAUCUUAAAAUGGGUGACAUAAGUAAUGCCUUGAAAAGUUAUUCAAGGUCAAGAGACUAUUGUACCAGUGGUAAACAUGUAGUUAAUAUGUGCUUGAAUGUGAUUAAAGUCAGUAUUUAUGCUCAAAAUUGGAAUCAUGUGAUGAGCUAUGUAUCCAAAGCUGAAGGAACUCCAGAAUAUUCAUCCAAUAGUCCCAUAGCUACAAAGCUUAACUGUGCUGCAGGUUUAGCUGAUUUGGCUAAUAAAAAGUAUAUCGCAGCCGCUAAACAUUUCCUAGCUGCUAAUUUUGAUCAUUUCACACCAGAUUAUUGGGAGAUUUUAGGUCCAAAUAAUGUUGCCAUUUACGGAGGACUUUGUGCACUUGCUAGUUUCAACAGGAAUGAUCUUUACAAAAUGGUUAUCUCAAGUUCAUCGUUUAAAUUAUUCCUCGAAUUGGAACCUCAACUACGAGAUGCCAUCUCCAAAUUUUACGACUCUAAAUAUGCUACUUGCCUUUCCAUAUUAUCUGAAAUGAAGGAUAAUCUUUUAUUAGACAUUUAUCUCGCUCCACAUGUGAAAAUACUCUACAAUAUGAUUCGUAAUCUAGCAUUGGUACAAUACUUUUCACCUUACUUAUCAGCCGAUAUGAAUAAAAUGGCCUCAGCAUUUAACACUAAUGUAAAUGCUUUGGAAAAUGAGUUGAUGCAACUCAUAUUGGACGGACAAAUUCAGGCUCGUAUUGAUUCCCACAAUAAAAUACUUUACGCUAAAGACGUUGACCAACGGACAGUUACCUUUGAGAAAGCAUUUAACAUGGGAAAAGAAUGGCAAAAGAAAACGAAAGCUUUGAUUCUGAGAUCGGCCAUGUUGGAAAAUGGAAAUAUUUUAGUUCGAAGUCCACCACAAUUAAGAGGAGAUGAAGGAACAAAUUCUGUUACUGGUCAGAACAAUUUAACACCAGUGGUGGCAGCCAAGUGAAAACCAUGUUAAUCUUAAACAGAAAGGAUUAUAAAAAUUUUCUAAUCAUCGCUUUUAUUAAGGCAAAUUAACUAAACAAAAAAACAAAUCAAACAUUAAUGGAAAUGGCUGAUCCAUUACAUGAAUAUAAAUAUGUUUCACACUUUAUUACCUCCAACAAUUUGCUCUUUAAUAAUUAAAAAAAAAUACAAAUUUCCAAGAUUAAUUGGACUGAAUUAACAAGAGUUAAAAAAAUCAGAUUGGAAAUUUAAAUUGUUCCAUCCAAUAGAAACUCCAAUAAACAAAAGAUGGAACCACAAUCAAUUUAAA